Molecule: messenger RNA, 3081 nt
Organism: Cucurbita moschata (crookneck pumpkin)
Lineage: Eukaryota; Viridiplantae; Streptophyta; Magnoliopsida; Cucurbitales; Cucurbitaceae
Product: multiple RNA-binding domain-containing protein 1-like
Exons: 16
Coding region: 294-2801 (835 amino acids)
Molecular function (GO): RNA binding
Source: RefSeq, a predicted model, not a curated record
AGCCCUAGGCCUUUUCAUCUUCCUUUCAUUCUCACGUCCGGUUGCUUCUACCACCUCGCCGCCGCCUCUCUCCGGUUCCGCGCAAAAAUCCCAUUCAUCUUCCUCUCACGUGCUUCACGCCGUGUACUUCUCCGUUUCAGCAUAGCAGCUCAGUAUCGCCGUCGUCCUUCUUCGCCCCCGAAGUCCCCUCAUUGCGGUUUUGCACUGGUUUUUUACUCUGUUACUGGUUGCAUCUAGUCCUGUAAGUUUCACUUGGGUGUUCGGAAGUCUCAUUGGGUUGCCUCAACUUUGCAAUGACUGAAACCACGUCUAGGAUAUGUGUGAAGAAUUUGCCUAAGCACAUAGAUGAUCAUCGCCUUCGUACCUUGUUCUCUGAGAAAGGAGAGAUUACAGAUGUUAAGCUCAUGCGCACCAAGGAUGGGAAGAGCCGGCAAUUUGCUUUCAUUGGGUUUCGCACGGAACAUGAAGCUCAAGAAGCGAUACGAUACUUCAACAAAUCUUUUCUCAACACCCACAGGAUUGCUUGUGAGAUUGCUUGGAAAGUUGGGGAUCCAAAAAUUCCCCGACCAUGGAGUAAACAUUCUAAAGAAGAAAAGGGCACUAAAGAUAAGACGGAAGUAGAAGAUGACAAAAGUAAAAGUCUCUUGGGAUCUAAAAAAGAGGGAGACAACCUUAAAUUGCGUAUUCAAGAUGAUGACCCUAAAAUUCAAGAGUUUCUUCAAGUGACACAACCUCGGAUUAAUUCAAAAUUGUGGGCAAAUGACACUUUGACGGCUCCAGAAGAUGGAAAAAGCAAGGAGAAAGCAAGUAAAAUGAAAACGGUGGGUGGAAGAAGAAUGGAGUUGGUGAAUGUUGAUGGAGAUAAAGCUGAGGAAACGCAAACUGCACUGCAUAAAAACCCUGCUCAUGAUGAUAAAAUUUCGGAUAUGGAAUAUUUUAAAAGCAGGGUGAAGAAAACAUGGUCAGAUUCAGAGACUAGUGAUGUUGACAAUAGUGACGAGGAUGAGUCUAUAAAGAAAAAAUUGGAGAUAAGGGACGUUCCGAUGGUAGAUUCCAAAUUACCACUAAAAACAAAAGCCAAAGAAGAGGGUCAUUCCAAUCAUUGUGAUGCAGAUAUACUCAACCGGGAGAAAUCCUCAUCAACUCUGGAAGAUAAGAAGGAUGAAAUGCUGGAGAGUGGUCGACUUUUUGUUCGAAAUCUGCCAUAUGCAGCAACCGAAGAAGAGUUAGAAGAGCACUUCCGAAGAUAUGGCACUGUCUCAGAGGUACAUCUUGUAGUCGAUAAAGAUACAAGGCGUUCUAAAGGCAUUGCUUAUAUCCUUUACACCGUUCCAGAAUCUGCAAAAAGGGCACUUGAAGAAUUGGAUAAUUCAAUUUUCCAAGGGCGAUUGUUGCACAUCAUGCCUGCUCAACUAAGGAAAAUAUCCGAGAAACCAGAGGAAAAUAUUUUAGAGGGCCAAAGGUCAAAAUCCUUCAAGCAGAAAAGAGAGGAAGAGAGAAAAGCAUCUGAAGCUAGUGGCAAUACAAAAGCAUGGAAUAGUUUAUUCAUGCGCCCUGAUACGGUGGUUGAAAAUAUUGCUAGAAAAUAUGGUGUUAGUAAGGGUGAAUUACUGGACGGGGAAGCUGAUGACCUUGCUGUACGAGUUGCUUUGGGUGAAACUCAAGUAGUUGCAGAGACAAAGAAUGCUCUCACAAAUGCUGGAGUAAAUGUUGCAUCUUUAGAGGAAUUUGCUUCUGGUAAAGCUGAUGGACACAAAAGGAGCAAUCAUAUUCUUCUUGUGAAAAACUUGCCUUAUGGUUCUUCUGAAGGAGAACUUGCAAAUAUGUUCGGGAAAUUUGGGAGUUUAGAUAAAAUCAUCCUUCCACCAACAAAGAUAUUGGCUUUGGUUAUUUUUCUAGAGCCAUCUGUAGCUCGCGCUGCCUUUAAAGGUUUGGCAUACAAACGUUACAAGGAUGCUCCUUUAUAUUUGGAAUGGGCGCCUGACAACAUUCUUAGCCACAAUCCAAUGCCUGGACAUGUCAAGGACGAGAAAGUUGGUGAAGGUGAUGCUAGGAGGGUGAUAUUAGAGCAGGCAGUGGAAGGAAUAUCAGAUGUUGAUUUUGACCCUGACAGGGUUGAGUCGCGAUCUCUUUUUGUCAAGAACCUCAACUUUAAAACGACAGAUGAAAGUUUGAGAAAGCAUUUUAGUGAAAACAUGAAAGAGGGAAGAAUAUUGAGUGCCAAGGUAAAGAAGCAUAUAAAAAAAGGACAGCAUGUCUCGAUGGGUUUUGGAUUUUUGGAAUUUGAUUCGGUGGAGACUGCCACAAGGGUCUGCAGUAACUUGCAGGGAACUGUUUUGGAUAGCCAUGCCCUCAUCUUGCAAAUGUGUCAUGUCAAGAAGGAUGAUCAAGGGCAAAGAAAAGUAGAUAAGGAAAAGAGUUCGACUAAAAUACUUGUAAGAAAUGUGGCCUUUGAGGCUACAGGGAAAGAUCUAAGACAGCUGUUCAGUCCCUACGGACAGAUUAAGAGCUUAAGACUGCCAAUGAAGUUUGGAAAACAUAGAGGCUUUGCAUUUGUGGAGUAUGUUACAAAGCAGGAGGCGCAAAAUGCAUUUCAGGCACUUUCAAACACCCACUUGUAUGGUCGGCAUCUUGUUUUAGAGAGAGCAAAGGAAGGUGAGACCUUGGAAGAAUUGAGGGCCCGAACGGCUGCUCAGUUCAGCAACGAUCGCGAUAAGUCUCAAAAUCCAGUUUUGUCCAAGAAGAGGAAGCAGGUGGAUGACUUUGAAGAAGACAGUAAGAAGUUUUUAAGGACUGAUUAACCAUAUUUAAGGUGCAUGGUAGUUUAGAAGAUUACAUGAUCAUCAAUUUUGUUUUGUUUUUGCUUAUUUAGUUUGUACCAUAUCUUGUCUUCCAGUCCCCUUUUGAUCUAUUAUGAAGAGCUGCUUCCCCACAGUUUUGUACUGUCUAUCAUAGGAAUUAGUGUAGCAUUUUCCUCUGUUGUCCUUGUCUAAAAUAUAGUUUGUAUUUAUUUUCUUAUGAACGUUGAAAUGUAUAACAGUUCAUUUGAUUUGUAUAACAAUCUUGUCAUUCUACCCUUAA